Molecule: messenger RNA, 3258 nt
Organism: Budorcas taxicolor (takin)
Lineage: Eukaryota; Metazoa; Chordata; Mammalia; Artiodactyla; Bovidae
Gene: FCRL5
Product: Fc receptor like 5
Exons: 18
Coding region: 1-3258 (1085 amino acids)
Biological process (GO): cell surface receptor signaling pathway
Molecular function (GO): transmembrane signaling receptor activity
Source: RefSeq, a predicted model, not a curated record
AUGACAAACGCACUAUUCCUGAGAAAGCUUCUCUUUUGGCCUCAGCCCUGGGCGGCCCAAGUCUUCAUGCUGCUGUGGGUAUCACUGCUGAUCCUGGCUCCUGUCGGUGGACUGUUUGCAACUGAAAUAAAAUCUGUAAUUUCCCUCCAUCCUCCAUGGACCACUCUCUUCAAAGGAGAGACUGUGACACUGACUUGCAAAGCAUUUCAGAUCAAUGCACCACAGAAAAUAAAAUUGUACCGUUGGUAUCUUCCUGGAGAAAUACAAUAUGAGACAACAGGAAACACCUAUGAGGUCCAUGAAUCUGGAGGGUACAAAUGCCAGGCCCAGGACUCACACUCAAGUGAUCGUGUGGACUUAAUCUUUUCUGCAGCCAACCUGAUCCUGCAGGCUCCAUCUGACGUGUUUGAAGAAGACUCCGUGGUUCUGAGAUGCCAAGCAAAGGCAAACAUAGUACUAAAUAACAUGACAUUGUACAAGAAUGGAAAAAUCCUGAAAAUCCUUAACAAAACUUCUGACUUCCAUAUUCAUCAAGCAAGUAUGAAGGACAAUGGUGAAUAUUACUGUAGUGGAGUUAAAGAUACUCACUCGGUUUCUUCGAACAAAAUUCAAAUUGUAGUCCAAGAGCUGUUUCCAAGUCCCGUGCUGAGAGCCAGCUCUACCCAGCCCACCGAGGGGCACACAGUGACCUUGACCUGUGAGAGCCAGCUCUCUCUACAGAGGCCAGAAGGCCAGCUCCAGUUCCGCUUCGUCAAACCAUCCACGAUGUCAGAAUGGAGAAUCUCCCCAGAAUUCCAGUUCUCUCCCAUACGGAAAGAAAACUCAGGGUCUUACUGGUGUGAGGCACGGAGAAUUAAUUCCCUUGUCCAGAAACGGAGCCAGAAAUUACAGAUACACGUACAAGAAAUUGUUCCUGAUAUCCGAAUACACUCCCAUCCAGAGUUCGUGUUUGAAGGUCUGGAGCUGGUUCUCAUCUGCUCAGUAAGUGGAGUUCCAAGGCCUACCACAGUCUCUUGGUACAAAAAACAACACAGACUGCGGAAGGACAGAGAGCUUCAAACUUCCUCAAAAACAGAAUUCAAGGUCCCUGUGGUGCAAAACAGCGAUGCUGGAGAGUAUUACUGUAUUGCCAGAAACGGUCGCUUUUCCGUUAAGAGCAACUCAGUGAUCAUCAGUGUGAAAGUCCCUGUGUCUCAACCUGUCCUCACUCCCAGACCUCCUGGGACCUGGACUCUUGUGAGAGAGAUGAGCCUUCAGUGUGAAGUUCAGAGAGGUUCUCUGCCCAUCAGGUACCAGUUUUUUCAUGAAGACGUGCUGCUUAAGGAGAUAAAAUCCAAUUCAGAGAGAAAAGUAUUCCAUAGAUUGUCACCGACUGAAAAGCCCUUUGGAAACUACUACUGCACAGCUGACAAUGGCCUUGGCCCUCAGAGGAGUGCGGCUGUGAUCCCUGUGUCUAAACCUGUCCUCACCUUCAGCUCUCCUGGGACCAGGACUUUUGUGGGAGAUAAGAUGAGUCUUCAGUGUGAAGUUCAGAGAGGUUCUCUGCCCAUCUGGUUCCAGUUUUAUCGUGAAGGUGUCUUGCUCAAAAGGAGAGAAGCCGUUUCAUGGAUAACAGCAUCCUAUAGCUUCUUUCUGAUCGCAGAGCAUUCUGGGAACUACUACUGCACAGCUGACAAUGGCUUUGGCCCUCAGAGAAGUGAGACCAUGAGCCUCUCUGUCACCGUGCCCGUGUCUCAACCUGUCCUUACCCUCAGCCCUCCUGGAACCCGGACUCUUGUGGGAAAUGAGGUGAGACUGCAGUGUGAAGUUCAGAGAGGGUCUUCGCCCAUCUGGUACCAGUUUUUUCAUGAAGAUGUGUUGCUCACAAAGAUAGAAGCUACUUCAUGGAGAACAAAGUCCUAUAGCUUCUCUGUGACUGCAGAGCAUUCUGGGAACUACUACUGCACAGCUGACAAUGGCUUUGGCCCUCAGAGCAGUGAGACCAUUAACCUCUCUGUCAUUGUUCCAGUAUCUCGCCCUGUUCUCAUGCUCAGGGCUCCCAGGGCCCAGGCUGUGGUGGGAGACGUGGUGCAGCUUCACUGUGAGGCUCAGAGAGGCUCUCCCCCGAUCCUGUACCAGUUUUAUCAUGAGGAUGUCACCCUCGGGAGCAGCUCAAGUCCCUCUGGAGGGGGUGCUUCCUUCAACCUCGUUCUGAAGACAGAGCAUUCUGGGAACUACUUCUGUGAGGCCAACAAUGGCCAGGGGGUCCAGCGCAGUUACACAGUGUCACUCAGUGUCAAAGUUCCAGUGUCUCAUCCUGUCCUCACCCUCAGGACUCCCAGGGUCCAGGCUGUGGUGGGGGACAUACUGGAAAUUCACUGUGAGACCCAGAGAGGCUCUCCCCCCAUCCAGUACCAGUUUUAUCGAGAGAAUGUUGCCCUGGGGAGCUGCUCGAGCCUCUCUGGAGGAGGAACAUCCUUCAACCUCUCCCUGACCACAGAACAUUCUGGAAACUACUCCUGUGAGGCUGACAAUGGCCUGGGGGUCCAGCGUAGUGAGGCAGUGUCACUCAGUGUCAAAGUUCCAGUGUCUCGCCCUGUCCUCACCCUCAGGACCGCCAGGGCCCAGGUUGUGGUGGGCGAUGUAUUAGAACUUCGCUGUGAGGCCCAGAGAGGCUCUCCCCCGAUCCUGUACUGGUUUUAUCACAAUAAUGUCACCCUGGAGACCAGCACGUCUCACUCUGGACAAGGAGUGUCCUUAAACCUCUCGCUGACUGCAGCUCAUUCUGGGACCUACUCCUGUGAGGCAGACAAUGGCCUGGGUCCCCAGCGCAGUGAGGCAGUGACACUUUCUGUCAUGGGGCUGACAGGGAGCAAAAGCAGCCUUAUUGCCACCAGUGUCACCGGGGGACUGCUCAGCAUGAUGGCCAUUGCUGCCGUGGCACUGCUGUUCUACUGCUGGCUCCUGAGAAAAGCAGGAGGAAAGCCUACAUUUGACACCUCACGGAAUCCUUCAGCCCCAGAUCCCCAAGAGUCCACCUACUACAAUGUACCAGGCUGGAUAGAACUGCAACCAGUAUACAGCAAUGUAAAUCCUAACAGAGGAGAGGUGGUGUACUCGGAAGUCUGGAGUGUGAAGAAGGAGAACAAACUCACAGCGGCCUCUGAACCAGAGCCUUUUAAGAACACGGAUUCCUGUGUCAUCUACUCCCAGGUGAAGGGGGCUUCCACCGCAGCCUCUAAGCCCCAGUUCUUGGAUCCAUUGACUCCUCACAGAUGA